AUGAAUCUUCUGGCUCUUCAUGCUAUAACGAAUUUGGGAGGCAAGUUUAUUUCACGCCGGUACUCGAGCUCAAAAUUGCCCGGUCUUCCGAAUCUUGUUUACCAGUUCUUCAACAAUGAAUCUAAAUUUCUUUCCGAGGCUCUAAGAAUGAAAGAAGAUACCUUGUCUGCGCUGAUGGAUGUAUCAGAAUUACACAAAACCAUCCAAAAUGAACUUUUUGAUCAAAUGGAUGAUUAUAAUCGUUUCACUGUAUUGUUAUCGCAUCAUCCUUUAGCUGUGCCUUGGCAAAUUCUAUUCCGCUUCUUCACAUCAUUGCCCAAAGUUCUACCUUUGGACAAGCAGAAUUUUCUAAAAGCACUUAUAUACCACAAUGCUUGGGAUGCAGUUUGGACCCUUGUUCUUUCUGGGGACGCAACUUUAUCAGAUCUCGAAGAAAUAACCGAGUUAAUUUAUUCAUGUCUCCUUGCAAACAGAAACGAUAAAAUCGGGAUAUGGCUUGCUCUAAGCGCAGCCCAUAAAGCAGCAUCAAACAACAGCAUAUAUUCUUCAAUACGUGAAAUGUUCGGAUAUAAAUUUGGCAUACCGCUAGAUAAAUUGGAUUUAUUCCAUACUACAAUCACGAUACCUACUGAGCAGUUACUUGAAGAACAUCCUCACAAGAUAAAGAUUCACAAUGACAAAUUUCAAGAGCAUGUGGAUCUCAAAGCUUUCUUUAUAAGUAAGUAUGCCCAAGACUGCUCGGAUGGGGAAUUAACGCUGCAACUCGUCAUGGACAUGUGUCAUGAGGAUGAUCGCUUGCACAAAAUUCCGGGAUUUGUGUCACUGCUAAUACUCAAAACUAAGAGCAAUCGACUAAUAGAAUUCUUUGCAACUCAAAGAGCCGCAUUAUGCAACGAGCAAGAUUUGUAUUAUCUUGUGAAAAUGGCAAGUCCAGAAAAACACUACCAGUUAUUUCUAACAUUUUGCCAUAGUUAUCGAAAAGCCUUCAUCCCGAAUGAUUUCAUGGUGAAUUACUUCGUCAUGCAAACUCAUCUUAUUUCCGAGAGUAUUUUCAUAUCGCUUGUCAAAAUGCAUUAUAGAGCUCUUACUAUUGAUACCUUCAGUGAGAUAAUUUCGACUCUUCUCAAAUUACCGGAAGGGCAUCAAAUUUUGAAAACCAUGAGUCGUCGGCAGUAUGAGAAAUUUGUAUGUUUGGUCGAAAGAGUCAUUCUUGAUAAAAAAGAUUACCGUGUGCUAUUCAUGUUGCUUGAAUUAUCAAGUACUAAAGGUCGUUCAUCAACUCGCCAAACCCUCAGAAACCUUGGCCCACACAAAAAUAAUAUUGAGAUUCUCAUGAAACAUAAAUUCUCGGAAUAUAACCUCACUGAAAUUUGGAGGUACGGACUCAGAAGCAACUUGCUCGAUAAUUCCAACACAGGCGAGUUAUUUCAAAAGACUCUACUGCGAGCCUGGAACGUGAAAAAGCUUUUAAGGAGGUCCAGAAGCUUUGACGAAUGCGCUACAGAAGCCGAGUUUCGUGAGCAAUUCAGACGAGCUACUAUCUUUGAAAGAAGAAGAUUGAGAGUCAGAUUGCAAGCAAUGGGGCAAGCUCUCUCUCUAUGUAAUGCCUCACAAAUUGCACAGAUACUCAAUCAUUUGUGGGUGUAUUUGCAUGAAGGAAGUGACUUUCUAUUAUUUCAUGACAACUUUGGAAAAGACUAUAUCCUAAGCCAUUUGAUAAAGUACACUAUGAAAUUCAUAUUUCAAUCAAACGAAACCGGCGAAGGAGUUUCAAAAAUGAGAGCAGUGCUCAAAUCUCUUCAGUUCGACUCCACAGUGACGCAGACUUUGACCUUUGAGUAUGUGACAAUGUACAAACCGAAUAUGUCGUUAGAUUUUCUCGAUGUUUCCAAAAAUGAGCUCUCGUUCUUGAACCGCGCUGUCAUGGAGGGCAUAGAAAAAGGGAUUUUAAAGUCGCAAAUGACAAAGCACAACAGACUUCUGUUGUUUAAGGAAUUCCAGGAAAAGAAAACGAAACUGGGUGUAAACACGAAACUCAGUCCCACGACUAUGGGGCUCUUGGGAAAUUUAGUUUUUGACUUGGCAGACAGGGCUGAAAAUGUGGGUGAGCUCAAGGAAUUUAUUCAAGUAGCUCGUGAAAGAGGCUUACCGAUCAGACUUAUUCGCCGCUGGUCUGCCAAGCUUCAAACUUUCAAAACUAAUUGCGAGUGA
Messenger RNA from Metschnikowia bicuspidata var. bicuspidata NRRL YB-4993, 2211 nucleotides. RefSeq lists its product as uncharacterized. The transcript has a single exon. Lineage: Eukaryota; Fungi; Ascomycota; Pichiomycetes; Serinales; Metschnikowiaceae. The record is from RefSeq and is a predicted model, not a curated record. The coding region runs from base 1 to 2211 and encodes 736 amino acids.